AUGGACGAUUCACUGUAUUUAUUCUGUUCGGGCUUAGUCAUUGCAGCCCUGGUUUGGCUCUUCAAUCCUUUCAGAAGACUGGAAAGCCAGAUGGGUGCUAAACUCCCAGAUGGCGUGCGCUCGUUCGAAUACAUGCCGGGGCCGAAGGGAUGGCCGUUCUUUGGCGACAUAUUCAGCUACCUAAAGGACGCUGACUUCAAACAACAAAUAGCACAACUUAAAAGUAACUUUGCGAAGUACGGACCGAUAUUUAAGAUGACCAUUUUGGGGAGGACUGUUGUUUUAAUACAAGACCCCGAGGAUGUGGAGAUAGUGAUCAAAGCUGAUGGUAGAUAUCCGAUGCGACCGAAGCAAGGAUUAACAGCAUUGGAAAAAUACAUGAAAAUUAGAGGAAUACCUAAGAGUAUCGCGUUUCGGUAAGAUUCAACAAUUCUUGUGAAAAAGAUGCCCAUAAACUGGGCACGUCACCGCAAAUAAUGUGAUCCGAAUUAAUCCCCUUACUAUUUUCAUUUAGCGUCGAAUGCGUUUCGUGAUUUUGGGUCGGCAGGUGUCCUUAAAACGCGGGGUUGGGGCCGGGGUCCGGAUCUAUCUAGGGCCCAUUAUUAUAUCUUUUGAGGCCGUCGCUAAAGUAUUCAUGAACCACGCUCAUAUGUAGUGGUCCCUAUAAUGACCGGCUCUGCUUGUGACGUCAUCAGGCUAGGACACGCGCAAUAUAACCUCACCGGCCACUACAGAAAUCGCAUUUUUAAGGCUGGUUUUCACCAGAGAUGGAGUCGGAGUUAGAGUUAGUAGCGUAGAACUUUACAAUCUAAUGAAAACAGCGUUAUGAUUCCGCUUACGACUCCAUCAUUUAUGAUCAAUUGAAAACUAGAGGUUGUUCACCGGAAAAAAUCACGGAUUCCCAUUUUUGGAUAUUUUGGGGUAUUUAAAGAAUACCCAUAAAAAUCCCAAAUUUGGCAAAGUAAGACAAGUCCCAACCAGGGAAUUCCCAACCAAGUUCCCAGAUUGGGACUUGUCUCACUCUUCCAAAUUUGGGAUUUUUGUGGGUAUUCUUUAAAUACCCCAAAAUACCCAAAAAUGGGAAUCGGUUUAUUUUUCCUGUGGUUGGAGUCACAAGCAGAAGCCAGAGAUGCCAACCUCUGGAGAUUUAAAAUCUGGAGACUCUCUGUUUUCCAUUAGCCCACUACCCCCGGACAUUUAGGACAUUAUAUCAAGUCUUACAUGAAGUAGAUACCAUUAAAAUUCGCGAUCAUCGUUUUGAUGCCAGAAAUAAUCUUUGUCAGUGACUAAAUAGGUGUAAAAUGCCUCAGAAACAGUAUUACGAAUAAGAAAAAUUCACGUUUUGAACUAAAAAUGGGCUAAAUUUCAAACUAAGGCACAGAAAAGCUCAAAAGAUGAUUUUAUCCGGGAGAUAAAGCGACCCGUACGGGAGACCGGGAGAUUGGUGUCAUAUCCGGGAGGGUUGGCAUGUAUGAGAAGCCAAAGAACUAAACCAAACACAAAGUGUGGGAGUGGCAUUGUGAUUGGUUUAUCCUUCCACUUCUGCUUCCGACUCCAACAAUCUGGUUUUCACUAGAUCGUAACCAACAGAGUCAUAACUGGAGUUGGCAGAAAAUGGAAACUUUCUGAUUCUUCCAACUCCACUUACAACUCCAACUCCGACUCCAUAAUUGCAAGUGAAAACCAGCCUUUACAGAGAAACGUACAUUUCGGCUCAAUAUAUUUAGCAUUAUCAUGAUCCCAAUAUGAAUGAAAAAAAUUUUAAGCAUGCAUUGUUCAUUUGAAUAAAACCUGCAGAAAAGAGGACAAAUAAAAUGAAAAGUGUGUUUUUCAGACAUAAGUCUUCUAUUUUUUGAAUUUUCGCCAAAAGCAUGCUUAUGUUUCUCAGAAACAGGUACUUUUUGACUGAUUUUGUCUACCAUUUGUCUCUUUGAAAAAAAUGCUGUGGGUGCUUUCAUCGGAAGGCUAGCUCUCAAAUUUAAAAAAAUUCCUGUGAUCAAUUACACUUUAAACCAAAGAUAUAUUAAAACUGAAAAACAAUGUGACUGGUCUCAAUUGAAUUUUGGGGAGCAAGGGUGCAUGGCACAGUGGAGAGAACACUCCCCUCCCAAGAAUGUGGCCCGGGUUCGAAUCCUGGUGUCGAUUUUAUACGUGGGUUAAGUUUGUUGUUGGUUCUCUCCCUUGCUCUGAGAGGUUUCCUCCGGGGACUCCAGUUUUUCCCUGUCCUUAAAAAACAACACUUCCAAAUUCCGAUUCGAUCUGGAAUGCACGGACACAUUUCAAGUUCUUAAGAACUCCUAAGUGCUCCAUGGGUAAAUAAAUUACAAUUUGCAAUGUUUCUUUUUACAAUUCCAUAUAUGUGCCUAUAUUGUUUGUCUGUUAAAUUAUUUUCCUUGUGAUUGUUUUUAGGGAGGGAGUGGAGUGGAACCGAAUGCGCAAAGCUCUAGCACCAAAAAUGCUGCGACCUAAAGACAUACGUGAGAACAUGGAAAACUUUACCGCUGUAACUAGGGAUGCUAUAGAGCACAUGGUGUCUAUACGAGGAGCUGAUAUGGAGAUUCCAGAUCUUAGUAAAGAACUCGCCCAGUGGGCUACAGAGUGUAAGUGCUUACUUGGAGCUGGGGUACUAAUACAAUGAUCACACAAAGCAUUUAAAUUGAACCUCCAUUAAGCAAGCACCUGUUAAGCGGCCACCCUCUACUAAGUGGUUAAAUGACACCUCUAUUUCUAUUAUGUGACCACCUCCAUCAAGCAGCUGUGGCCACCUUUUGGCCAUUCCGACAAGAGUUUGUCUAUUGUUGUCACCUCUAUCAAGUAGCCAUUAAGACUUAAGUGCUUCAUACACUUAUAUAGUUUGGCUUUAAAUUAAAAACAUGAUGAAGGAAAAUACAGUCCGAGAUAGGAAGGUGAUGUCUGAUUAUGGAUCAGUGAUGCCACCCCCAUUGCAUCUUUUUUUAAAAGUAAUGUGAUGUUUCUGUUAAAGGUUAUGCUAAUUUAUGACAACCUCUAUUGUGUGGCCAACCUCUCUUUAGUGGCCAAUUGCCGACACCUUGAGGGCGGAUGCCUUAUGGAGGUUCAAAUAUACUUGUUUUCAAAUUCUUUCCCUGGGAAACUUGCUGUAGCUGCUUGUAAGCCCUUAAUUGCCUCUAGACUUGCAGGGACGUAGAAGAUGUAAGCAGGUUUUUGGUGGUAGUGACAGCCUUUGCUCAGCAGUCUGAUAGAGUUUUACUUAGGGCCUGGUUGACCUUGACUAUUGUAGAUGUAAUGGCAAGAUCUUGAGAGAAAGGCUCUCAAACCAUAUCAAAAUUGAAAUGAUAGGAUCUAAAAUGUUAAAAGAGUUAUGUGAAAGUAAAAAUCCUAAUUAUAUCUGUAUUCUGCUUUUAACAAUUUUUGUUCAUAACCCGAAUAUCCAUUAAAAAAAUACACAAAUUCUCCAGACUGAUACAUUUCUUUAGAAAAGUAAUUGAGAGAAUUUAGUAAAAGAUCAAAGAAUUUUUCCUUUGGUGAUCAAUUUAUUAAUUCUCAUAACCUUUUCUUUUGAUGAUGUAUGAAUUUAAUGUUAGGAGAGAUUUAAUGUUGGUCACUCUCGGAACUUGAAAUGAGCUCCACUCCACUCUUUUAGCCGUAGGUACCAUGGCGUUUGACGUAAGAGUUGGACUGUAUGAUGACCCACCCAACAAAGACACAGUCAGAAUGGUUCAAAGCACCAUGGAUUCCUUUGCACUCAUGGGAAAGUUGAGUAGAGGAUGGGAAAGCCUGUUUUGGAGAUUCUUCACGACGCCAACGUACCGGAAAUUCUGUGAAGCUACAGAUACCUCAUUCGCCAUGAGCCAAAAGAUUGUGGACAACAAGGUUGCGGAAUUGAACAAAAUGGCUGAAGAAGGAGGGGCGUUUGAUGACAAUCAAAGUGAGUGUAACUUCAUAAAGUAUACCGUGAUAUGCUAGCAAUAACCAGAGGUUAGAGAGUCCGGGCAAGUUUCAGGCUCUGAUCGAAGGCUCUUGCUUUGAAGAGCAAACAGGCAUGAUCAAAUUACGAGUGAUAGAAGGUACAAACGUGCAUGAUCAGGUUACGAGUGAUUGAAGGUACAAACGCGCAUGAUCAGAUUACGAGCGAUAGAAAGUACAAACACGCAUGAUCAGAUUGCUGUCUGUUCAUUCCAUUCAUUCUUAGUGGUAGUCCAAAAGAAUGCUAGCCGAGCAUACUUAUAAGGAUUGCAGGCUCCUCUUGUCGCCCUCAAUAACGCGAUCAUCACUAGCAAGGCAUGUGUGAUAAGAGUGCGGUCGAGAUUAACAUGUCCAGUGGUCCCCUUUCCACAUCUACUUUCACAGUUGCCCCAAAUUGUUUGCAGACUGCGAGCAGUAUAUCUUACUCCCACUUACCUUCGUCGGCAGUUAAUUUCGCGAAGAUGAUUAACUAACGAAACAACAGGUUAAUGACCCAUAUGAGAUCAUAGGAGCUCGUUCAACUGGACGAGCUCGGGCUCGGCCUCGCCAUCUUUCCUUUGUAAAAAAUAUGCCUGUCGAAAGACGGAGCUGUCCCCACCUCUAAAGGAAGGUCGACUGGAACGAAGGCCUAAGAUCUACCAUGGUCUAUUAAACGUCUUAGGCCUAUUUUUGUUUUAUUUCCGGGGAUUAGGACUAGGUCGACUAGACUAGAAGGUUCGUAGAGUGUAACCAAAAGCUUGACCAGGCAAAAAGCAAAGCUUUAGAAAUUUAUUUCCGAAAAAUGUUGUCGUAAGUCGAACACAAGAAACAUCGAUCUUGAUUUUUCCUCGCGCAACUCCGUUGGUUGCCCCUAAAAUGGUUAAUUUUGCGCCAAAAACGAAAGGCAACGUACAUGUCUGGGACUCUCUUCCCUACCCUACUAGGUUUUUUACCCCUAAUCCUAGAGGUUUUUUUGGCGGGCUUUCGUACGCUGACUUCAUAACCAAUUUUUCUGGCGUCGAUAGCUUCCCUUUUUCUUUUAGGUAGGGGGCUCCGCUACGCGCGCUUCGCGCGGAUGCUCCGCUCAUAGGAAUUAGCAAAAAGGAGCAAAAUUAACAAGGGUUUAAUUUGCGCAUUGUAACUCGUUCAAUGUCAAGUUCAAAGUAAGGAUAGACUAACAAUGACAACAAAAUGACUUUGAACGAGGAUUCUGACAUCAAAUUUACAAAAUUUAAUAAACUAACAGCGAAUUAGUAAUAUUUUAUUACUAAGUAUUAGCUUUUGCAAAUCUUUCUCGCUUGACCGCGGUGAAUGUUUCAGCACAAAUACAUGUUUGAUGACAGUAGUAUUAUUUUCAUUCCAGCUUCUUUUUUUUUCUUCAUUGCAGGUGUAUCUCUACUUACCUAUCUAUUAAUGAAAGGCGAACUCACCCCGGAAGAGAUUAAUAUGAAUUCAAUCGGAAUGUUCCGAGCAGGAGUCGAGACGGUAAAUGCUUGAUAAUAUGUUUCCGUGCAUAAUCGCACGUUCGUAACUAACGUCGGCGAGGUAACUUGCUAAUCAUAACCGAGUUUUAGCAACCACAACAAUGCUAAGGUCCCGACCACACGAAUCCGGAUAUUUUUGAACCGCAUAUUUUGGCCUACUGUCCUCACGUAUCCGGUGAAAGUGGUCACCGAAAACGCAUCUUUUCAAAAACGCUCUCCGAAAUGGAGGAAAAAAAACGCCGGCCGGCAACUCGUUUACUUACAGAUGGACCGAUACGACGAUCUCAUAAAUCAAUUUACAUCAUAUACUACACUAGCAUUACACAUGCUCUAUAAGGGAUUCUGCGGCGCAUUUUUCAUCACAUGAGCGGUUUCAUGUAGACAGCGAAUAAAUGUGGACGGGCGAAAACGAUUCGAAUACGCUACCUUUGGACGCCUAUUUCUUUGAAAUGGGACUGGAGGAAAAAAAUCUCCGUUUUCAAAAAGUAUUCGGACAGGUCUUGACGGGGUCUCAUUGGCAGCAGACGCAGUCGUACACCCGUCGCAUGUGCCCGUUUCAUUUUUUUUAUUUUUUUGAGCUUGAAAACAAUAAGAAAUUCCAGUGGGCAAAUGAGACGGCGGUACGCGUUUGUGCUAUAAUACUGAAUCCACCAGUGAUUAGCCUCGCCGAUUUAUAAAUCAGGGCCGGGUUGGUUCAAAGUUGGGUUAGUGCGAAAUUUGAAUUCAGACAUAAAAGCUGAAAUAGCAAAUUCAGUUAAAUUCUUUUCGUCUCAAUUUGAUGAUUGGAAAGAUUAUAAAGAAAUUAAAAAAUUAUCCGAGGAAAUGCUUUUGAACAAAAGAAAAAGAAACCCGGGUUAAAAAUUUAACCCCGGGCUACGGCCUUCGAACAAUUCGGCCCGGUAUGGAGAGCAUCCCUUUUGAGCGUAGGAUCGUGUUCUGCAGUCCAAAGUUAAGGUCUUCACUUGAGUCAAGAUCGGGAGAAAACACUGCAGCUGGGUUUUUAACGAUAAGUUGAAAGCAAAAUGAAAAAAAGACACAUGCAAAAAUCAUAUUGAAUGGCGGCACUUUUAGUCUUAGAUAGAUUGUGUUAGCUCAGUUUUUGGCAUAGUUCGUCAGCACCAGCAUACGUUUCAUCGUUUUCCGGAAAAAGUCCCACUGGUAUAAUUUGCCUUUUUGGCUCAUUUUGCAGCGCAAAAAGAGGCAAUUUAUUUAUAAAGUUAUCAAUUUUAUUAAUCUGUUUUUCAGACAUCUAACGCAAUGCUCUGGCUUCUUUAUCAUUUGGCCAAUAAUCCCAAGGUACAGCAGAGGGUAUAUGAAGAAGUCCUCUCUCUCAUUGGGCCUCACGGUGAUUUCAACUCUGAGAGUUUUGCAAAAUUACAGUACAUUAAAGCUUGUGUGAAAGAAUCCAUGAGGUAAUUUGGAGUGAUAACUGUAAUAUAUUGUUACAUAUAGUGCAGUGUUUUAUCUAUCGGGCGCACCCGCACCGAUAUAAUAAGUCUGUCCCAUUCCCGUCUGUUGGCAACGACAGAUGGAAGAUCCUACCUCAUAAGACCGCUGUCACUCUGUAGUUGGUCAAUGAAUGUUGUUGUCUGGCUGAUGACCCUCUUGAGCGUCUGCUGUGUUUUGGUUCCCAAAGAAUUAGAUGGGAAACAAUAUCAUUCUUGCUUGUCCAACGUACAGUGGCCACUAAACUACAGCCUACGUAUCUGGAGACGGCUUGAAAGUGGAGGCAGGUAUGCAGUGUUACAUACCGUUAUGUCUUCAAGCAUUGUGGUAUAAAACACAACAAGUAUAUAAAAAGUCGUCGUCUCACAAAUAGAAGAAAAACGGGGAACUUCGAUGCCACUUUGUUUCUUUCUUCCUCUACAGGAUUAGCUCAGUCGGUAGAGCGCUUGACUGCAGAGCGGGAGGUCACGGGUUCAAUUCCCGUGGCCGGACCAAUACUCAGGGUCUUAAACUGAGAAAGGAAGGUACUGCGGUUGCCCUGCGAACGGUUAGACCUUCGCGUAGCUCAGAUGACAACGUAAAUUGGCGGUCUCCUCUCCAGAAGGAGACGUAAAAAAUAGUGUCCCUAGUUAGUACUUUCGUGCUAAAUACCUUGACACUCAAAUAAAGUGCAUUUUUUUAUAGCCAAAAUUAUCAAUUCGGAAUUUAAAAUAUCUUUCUUCCUAUUCACAGUUUUUAUGGGCCAACUUUUACACUUUUUAAUGCUACGAUGUCUGCCAAAAUCAUCCCCCCCAAAAUUGUUAUGGUUAGUGCUCCGUGAUACCUCCUUAGUAACUCUACAGGUGAAGAAUUUUGUGGGUGGGUAAAAGCACUAAAUAAUGAUUUCUGCGCAGAAUUGACCUAAAACAGCAAUAUCCUCGUGACAUAACCCCUCUAAACUUCUGCCAUAGGCGGAUAAAGUCGUCGUGCGUAAAUCAUCCGUAAAACCUUUUCACCUUUAUAAUGAAACUUUCAAAACAUGUUUCACCUUUGACCCUAGACUUCACCCUAUUGCCAGUCGUUGGGCCCGUGUAUUGAACCAAGACGUAGCUCUCUCUGGCUACAACGUUCCAUCAAAUGUAAGUAUUCUUUGUUUGUUCCUCCCCAUUUUGCACUUUUUCAUUUUUUUUUCUCUCUCUCUCUCUCUCUCUCUCUCUCUCUCUCUCUUCAUGCGAUGCGAAGGUUAGAAUUUCUGGGCAAUAAUAUUCCUGAGACAAAUAUUUUUGAGUGACACCUGAACAUACAUCUAAUAGCCCACGUUCGAUAUAUUAAAAUUCUAACAUGACUCCGAGGCUUCAGGGACAAAAAUGCAAAUUUUUCACAACUCCAUUAUCUCACAAAUCCCAGAAGAGACUUGAGCACAAACAAAACCAAACCAAAUGUGAAAAAAUGACCAGAAAGCCUCGGAGUCAUGUUAGAAUUUUAAUACAUCGAACGUGGGCUGUUGCAAAAACGUUGUCUUAGAAAACUGAAAAAAGGAAAAAGCCAAAAUGCAAAUAGGAAUUAAUUAGGCUAAUUGUAAUAGUUCAUUUGCAGCAUGCGCACAUGGACGUCGCAAUUUGUUAUUGUUUUAAAGCAGAAAAACAGUAAAAAUAUUCCAGCGGCGAAAUACAACGGCUGCAAAUAAUUCCACCCUGAGAAUGUGGCUUAAUUGGCCUAAUUAAUUCCGAUUUGGCAUUUUCCUCUUUUUCCUUUUUCUGAGACGGUCAGCACUUUUUAACAUCCGUCGAAAGGUCCUUGGAUACCUUAUGAAGUUUACACAACGUAGUAUUCCUUAUUGUUUUGGAUUAGCCAGUAAAGCACUGCGUUUUACAGACUAGAGUUAAGCAAUGCCUUUACUGAUUAGGGUUGAGCACUGCCUUUACUGAUUAGGGUUGAACACUGCCUUUACUGAUUAGGGUUAAGCACUUCCUUUACUGAUUAGGGUUAAGCACUGUUUCGAAACUGGUUAGGUUCUUUUGUUGGGUUGGGGUUGAUGCUAUGUGUACUUUAAUUAUUUCCACUCCAUCCAACAAUUUCUCAGUGGCCUAGUGGAUAGAUAGGGGCAGUUUAGGUCGUUAGUUCGAAUCCUCUUGCCUUUCGCAUCAGUUUUUUUUCUUUUAAAUUGAAGAGACUUGUACUUUCAUAAAUGAUUUCCAGCUUGAAAUAUCAUCUAAGUGUGAUAUAAAAGCAGAAAACAGUUCCACCUUGUGUAAAAAUCAUAAGGAGAGAAAGGGCCUUUCGACGGAUCUUAACGAGUGCUGACCGACUGAGACAACGUUAUUGCUGGUUUGCACGUGACGUCACGGCGGCCAUGUCGGUGGUCAAGAACAAAAGCAUUUCUCUCCUCUGGGAACUAAGCUCUAUUUUCAUGUAAAUUCUUCGAGAACAAAUUCUGUUGUAUUGACCCCCAACAUGGCCGCCUUGUCAAAAGAUUGCAAACAAAUAAUUGCAAUUAGGUGUACACAGAGUAAUCGGCUCCUGGUGUACAUCGAAAUGUGAGAUAAGCUCGUGGACCGAACUUUUUGAGAGAUUUGUCUUUCAUUCAAAAUCUUGAUUCUACCACCCUGCCAGCAGUUAGCCUUUCUUUGGCUUAGCGAGAAAGACUCUGCAUGAAUCGAAGAAAAUCUUUAUUGAGCAUGCGCUAGGUUAAAGUUUCGAACCCAGNGUUUUGGAUUAGCCAGUAAAGCACUGCGUUUUACAGACUAGAGUUAAGCAAUGCCUUUACUGAUUAGGGUUGAGCACUGCCUUUACUGAUUAGGGUUGAACACUGCCUUUACUGAUUAGGGUUAAGCACUUCCUUUACUGAUUAGGGUUAAGCACUGUUUCGAAACUGGUUAGGUUCUUUUGUUGGGUUGGGGUUGAUGCUAUGUGUACUUUAAUUAUUUCCACUCCAUCCAACAAUUUCUCAGUGGCCUAGUGGAUAGAUAGGGGCAGUUUAGGUCGUAAGUUCGAAUCCUCUUGCCUUUCGCAUCAGUUUUUUUUCUUUUAAAUUGAAGAGACUUGCACUUUCAUAAAUGAUUUCCAGCUUGAAAUAUCAUCUAAGUGUGAUAUAAAAGCAGAAAACAGUUCCACCUUGUGUAAAAAUCAUAAGGAGAGAAAGGGCCUUUCGACGGAUCUUAACGAGUGCUGACCGACUGAGACAACGUUAUUGCUGGUUUGCACGUGACGUCACGGCGGCCAUGUCGGUGGUCAAGAACAAAAGCAUUUCUCUCCUCUGGGAACUAAGCUCUAUUUUCAUGUAAAUUCUUCGAGAACAAAUUCUGUUGUAUUGACCCCCAACAUGGCCGCCUUGUCAAAAGAUUGCAAGCAAAGAAUUGCAAUUAGGUGUACACAGAGUAAUCGGCUCCUGGUGUACAUCGAAAUGUGAGAUAAGCUCGUGGACCGAACUUUUUGAGAGAUUUGUCUUUCAUUCAAAAUCUUGAUUCUACCACCCUGCCAGCAGUUAGCCUUUCUUUGGCUUAGCGAGAAAGACUCUGCAUGAAUCGAAGAAAAUCUUUAUUGAGCAUGCGCUAGGUUAAAGUUUCGAACCCAGUCUCAAUAGCCGUGUGUUUGUUACAAUGGGCUCAGUUAUGACCAUCGGCUUAUCAAUAAACGGAUGCUCGCACUCGAAAAACCAGUUUGACGAGAGAAAACAAGGUUGACUAUAGUCCAGAAGUUCAGGCUGCGGUAGCUUGCGAGCAAGGUGUCCGGGGUGCUCUGGUGGCGGGGCCGAAAAAGGAGGGAGAGCUUGCAACUACGUCUCUGGAAUUUGAAUUCCACCUCCAUUUCCCCUGCGGCUCCCCGUCGACUGUACUGUCAGAUUUCCGCCAAUCAGCGCGAAGCGGAAAUGAGCGCGAAUGUAAACAAACAUUGAAAAACACGUGUCAAAAGUAAUGACGUCAUUACUAAUGUCAUCUCCGCCAAUCAGCAUUUCGCAUCGACUUUUUCGAUGCAGAUAUUCAAACUCCAGAGACGCAGUAGCAAGCUGUCCUUCCUUUUCCCGCCCCGCCGCCAGAGCGCCCGGAGAGCUUGCUUGCAGGCUAAGGCUGUGGCGGCUUCAAAGGCGUGAUGCGAUAUCAGGUAGAGCCUCCUCUUCUUCCUCUCGACAAACAAGAAGACAAAAGGAAGCUCUGCUCGCAUGGUGUGAUUCUACGAGCUCAAGGUUCUUUGUUUGACACUCCGUUUCUGCUCUUCGUUAAUUGAGAGGGUCCGCAGUUUCUUUUUCAGUUGUGUUUUAUAUAGUAGCUGAAAUUCACUAUUUCGGCAUCGUUAAUAUCCAGCGAGAUGCCACACAGGAAAAUCCUCUAUGUGAGUCAUUACCUCUGUGGUUGUGUUAAAGGCUUUUCUUUCUUGAAUCAACGAAAUUCAAAAUAUUAUGAUAGAUGACGAAGAACUUAUAUUAGGGCUUUCGCUAGUGAUACGAAAUCAGAAUUGGCUAUAAAGACGAUUUGAACCAGUUAAGGCCCGCGUUUCUAUGGAGAAGAGUUGUCCGGGUGAGAAGAGUCACACCGCCUACCCGAGCUACACUGGGGGACCCAACUUUUUAUACAUUUUCCUACAAAAUGUGGCGAAUCGUUUAAAGGCGAAAUAAAAAGUUGGCUCAGCUAGAAGCGCCUAGCCGGGCCAUCUUUUCUCCAGGUAAACACUUUACCUCGCCCAACCGGGUCAACUCGGCCAAGGUGAGACAAUCUGAGCGUGCGCGAGCGCUGCUUGCUCAUAUAAACGCCCGUUAAAGUUGACUCGAUUGGGAGGGUGAUCCUUCUACCCGGGACUAGCCUACGUGUAGCCGCACCCUCCCCCCGACGAAGGAAAAACGUCCUUCGUCGGGGGGAGGGUGCGGCUACACGUAGGCUACCCGGGACAGGUUUUCUCCAUAUAAAACGGACCCAACGGGUUUCCUGUUCCGGGGCACAUUAGAGAGGUUAAGCAUCACGUUUACGUCAAACGGCAAACGCGAAUUUGUACCACGUGACCAAGUUGACUCUUUACUUGUCGUUUACUGUUCAUUAUCUCAACACAUAAAUUAGUAGUUUUACGCAAUUUUUUAUCCCUAAGAAUAGCUUUCUGCUGUUUUUAUGUGCUCAUUUUCUAUUGUGAGAAAUUCUUGACUUGAAUCUGACGUUUGCCGUUCGCCGUAUACGUGAAGCUUAAACUAUCUAUUAUCUGCUUGCUGGCGCGGUCGUGACCGAAUCAUUUUCUUACAAAAAAAUACAAGAAAAAGAAACAAACAAACAACAUAAGCACCACAUUUCACCCUAAAUGUCUUAUUUUGUCAUCUAAACCUUUGUUCUCUUCUGCACAGACUGUGAUUGUUUAUAGCAAUUACCUUUCUGGACGGUCCGAAGAAUUGUUCAAGUUUCCCUUGGAAUACAGACCCGAACGUUGGCUGAAUGAAGACCUUGGGAAAAUUCAUCCUUUUGCUAGUCUUCCGUUUGGAGUCGGUCCUCGUAUGUGUAUAGGUGAGUUCAUUAUUUAAUACCGAGCAGGCCCGAAGAAGCAAGCCCUCAUAAUCCAAGAUUGUGUUCGAUUUCCUUACGUGGGACGAUUCUCUUAUAAUCAGAGAAACGUUUUGAUUUACCGUGUUUGGCUUUUUUGUGACUCAACAUCCGAGACUAAAUGAUAUUUAUUGCAUUGCAGGCCGCCGUAUUGCUGAAGCUGAAAUUUACCUGCUGGCCGCAAAGGUAAUGGACACUAGUACAUUGUAUAAAAAAAAUUAAGGGCACAAUAAUAAGUAGCCUGCACCACAGAUGGAACUUAUCUUAAGUUGAGCCCGUCUGCGAAACAGCACCGAAAUCCUUGUUGUGGGACCCCACCUGUGUACCAGAAUUUGAGUACACGCCAUGAUUGGCCUGUUAAAAAUACCACUGUGGAUUUGCCAAUCAGGUUGAAAGGAAAUUCAAAAAGCAUUUCCGGUAAUUCGUUAAGUCCCGGUUAGGGAUCCUGAACAAGGAUAUCAGCGCUGCUUUGGAGACGUUACUAACCAGGGUAAGGUGAUGUCUGCGACUUAAGCUACCGUUAGUAUUAAGAAGCAUCAAAUUUUAGUACAUACUAAAAUAGUGGAUAGUUUUUUUCACGCGCUUUGAUUGGCUACUCAGUCAGUGAAUAUCCAAUGCUAUUCACUGAUUCACCUCCACUUCCUCCGAGCGAGCGACGCUAAACUCGCGUACGUUACGAGCAAAAUGGCUUUCCGGUUUGCUGCCGUAACAAUCCAAGACAUUUCACGAAUAAUCAAGCAAGCUGUUCCCGAGAUACACGAAGAAGAAGACGAGGUUCGGUUUGGAAGUUUUAACAGGUAAAGCUUUGUCUUUUUGACUUAAAUUUAUCGAUGAAACCGGUGAAAAAUUUUUUUGUUUACAAAUGCAAAUUAAGCUUGAGUCUUGCGUUAGUUUAUGUAGUUGACUUGUUCAUAAAUAAGCUAAACACUGAAUUUAAUAAUCUUUUUUACAGAAUGUUUUUUAGUACAAAAAGAAAUCACAACUCCUUUUUAAAAAAAUUUCCCUGCAAGAGCUGAACAAAUGCCUUCAAAAGUUUUGUUUUUCGGCAGCAAAAAUCGACGACCGCGGCCGUUUGGUCAUUGCGCGCAAAAUUGUAAAUGGCAAUAGUAAAUGAGUUAAAAAUCAUCAUUUUUGUGCUCAGUUAUCGCACUGUUUUAGUAUAUACUAAAACAGUGAGAUAAAUGAGUGUCGGUGGCUAGUUGUGAGUAUUUACCUCGCCGCUUCACUCACCACCAGCCACUUUCACUUCGGUGAAUAAUAUUGUUAUUUAUUUCAGUCAUAAUUUUAAACAAAAUGACGUAAAAUGAAAAUUGGUCUUAAUUAUAAAUUUCCAAACGGGGUCCCAUAUAUACCAGCAUAACCAUGACCAUUGUCAACCAUUGUUUACUAAUAACAGCAUUUCAUGCGGCCUUAAUUUCAGAUCGUUCAGCGAUUCAUUUUGGAAUACCAAGGAGAACCUGCAUCCAUGAUGUUUAGAUUAGUGGCAGUUCCAGAUAGGACUUUGAAGAUAAAAUUUAUUGAUCGCCAAUGA
Porites evermanni is the source of this 13880-nucleotide messenger RNA. Lineage: Eukaryota; Metazoa; Cnidaria; Anthozoa; Scleractinia; Poritidae. The record is from the annotation of a GenBank genome assembly.